Rosa rugosa (rugosa rose) is the source of this 2811-nucleotide messenger RNA. RefSeq lists its product as uncharacterized. The transcript is spliced from 2 exons. The record is from RefSeq and is a predicted model, not a curated record. The coding region runs from base 682 to 1911 and encodes 409 amino acids. Gene Ontology annotation, cellular component: nucleolus. Gene Ontology annotation, biological process: ribosome biogenesis. Lineage: Eukaryota; Viridiplantae; Streptophyta; Magnoliopsida; Rosales; Rosaceae.
CUGCCCACCCUUCAAUUACCAAGCUGCAACUAAAACCCCAAAAGUCCCUAAACCCUUUUUUCAAAACCUCCAACACAAAAACCCACAGCAACUCUUGAGCUCAAGUAUCCAACCAUGGCCGAUUCUGGAGCUAACCCUAAACAGAGACUACCCAAGAAGAACAAGAAGAAGAGAAAGCAGAGCGGACCUGAAGAAUCUGAAAGGCCACCCAAGACUAACCGCACCAAUUCACCAGAGAACGAGAGUGAACCACAAGACCAAAACUUUGAAGUUGGAAAAGCUGAAGAACCCAAUCAAGGUGGUCCAUGGAGGAACCUGGACCACCUUGAUUGAUCUUCACAAGUUAGUAUACUCUUCUUCAUCCCCAUUUUGUAGUUGUUGUUGUUGCUUUCAUUGGUUUAAGUCUGUUUGGAUACAUGGGGAUUUAGUUUUGAGUUUAAUUCAAAUUGGGUAUGAACAAAGUUUGGUUCUUGACUGAGAAAGUUAGAAUCUUGAUGAACAAUAGAACUUAUAACCCAAUUUAAGCAAAGUGUGAGUUGAAUUAGACUCAAUCUCUUGGGUUUAUUUUGUACUUGAGUUAUUAUGUAUCGGUGUCCGUGUGUGUGAAAACGAAGACUUUAAGCUUCAUGUUGUCUGCAUUGACUUAUAAGUGAUCAAAAGGAGGGUUAAUGUUGAGUUGUGAUGAAUGAGGGAUGUAAAUGCAGGAAGGUGGAACUAGCUAAUGGUUUUGUGAAGUCGAGGGUGAAGGAAGAAGGAGGUAGCAGUGAUGAGGAUAAUCAAGCAGUGAACAUGUCACGUUUAGUAAUUUUUGUCAGUGAUUGGAUCCAGUCAUUGUUGAUUUCCGAAGGAAAGAAAGUUGAGAGUGGUGGAGAGAAGCAUCAAGCUGAAGUUAUUUAUACGUAUUUGGAUUUAAGAUGCUGGGAGAUUUUCAAAUUCUGUUUGGAGGAGUCUCUGAAAUUAAAUGUUUCGUUAAGUUUCUCACGGAACCUUUUACGCUCUAUAUGUUGGAUUGCAAGGAGCGCACUGUCCUUAUUGAACAAAAAAAUUAUUGGUGAAGGGUUACAAUUGUACACUACUGUGCUUGAUUGUAUUUCUUUGGUAUUUUCAUCCCAAGAAGGCUUCUCAAAUGAAAAUUUAGACAUGUGGAUUAUAACUGUAAGUUCAGUUCUUGACCUUGGACACAAAUUUUACAGUGAAGCUCUUGUUAGUGGCAAUGAGGGUGUAUUUGUUUUCCAAUUCUUGUGCUUGGUGCUUGAGCCAUUUGCCAGGUUUUUAAGGGCUCACGCUCGGAAAGAUGGAUUUCGUGAUUUUAGUAAUAAGCUCCUUGAACCUCUGUUGCAUCUCUUGGGUCUCUUGCAUCUCCAGAUUGGUGGAGGUAAUCCUGGUUGGAGAAGAAACAUACUGAAGCUUGUUGAAGAUGUAUUAUCUCAUGGGCUUUAUCACCCGCUCCACAUUGAUGGGUUUUUGAGCUUAUGCAGUACUGAAAAAGACGCCACAUCCAAUGAUGGGAAGUCAAAAGAUUCCAAAACAAUCAACCAGAGUUAUCAUAGACAUUUAUUUGAUAAAGUGGAAGGAAUUUUAGCUGCAAAGAAUGCAUUUGCAGUAGAAAGCAUAGGAGUAUUGUUUCACUUGCUUAUUGAUCAAGUUAAAAAGCUAAAGAGAGAUUUAGCGCUGACUGCAAGUACCAAAAUGAUGGGGAAGAGUGAAGGUUCAAGGCAGUUAGAAGAUAGUUCAUUGGGUCAAACGUCUAUGAUGUCUUCUGAGAGUCGUAUUGUUGAAAAAAAUUAUUGCUCAACUAGUUUCAAUCCAGGAACACGAAAGUCACUUCACGAUUUUUUUGUACUGAUUAUGGAGCCUCUUUUGCUUGAGAUCAAUGGCUUUCUUGAGACUAAGCUGAAAGUGGGCCAUUAAUUGUUGGAUAUUCAUUGCACACUUAAUGCUAUAAAUAAUGUACUUUUGGUCUUUAUGCAUGAAAAGAUUUAUGUGAGAACAGAGGAUGCCUCUGAGGGAGCUUCUCUUAAUUUCUUGAAGAAGGUUUAUAAUAUUAUCAUCUCAUUGUCCUCAGAUUUAAUUCAGUUGACAGUUACACACUCAGUUACACACUCAGGUUUGGGAUGGUUAUAGAGCACAAGAACCAUGAAGCUGACAGGCUGAAGAAUGUGGCAUUGCAUCAAAUCUCAUCACAGUGCUUUAUUGAUUCCAGUCUGUAUGAGCAAAGAGUAAGCAUCUUUCAAAGAUCAAAUGGUGCUUCCCCUGACCCUCGCGUGGUGUACAUGCACACACACAAAGUUGUAUCUUGCAAAAUAUUUUUAUUUGUAUCUUUUUGGGGAUUCUUUUUGUUUCACACUUUUCAUUUACUGUUAAUCUCAAUCAGGGUAUUUAUUUUAUCUCUUGUAUUAGUUUUUCCGCGCGUAUUUUGCAAAGAGGUUCUGCCGUGCAUUGGAGAAAUCUACAUUACCAUUCAUCAGCGACUUUCCAUCCGGCAAUGUUAAAUUCAAAUCAUCACCUAAUUGGCCGAAUGUCUUAAGUGAUUUAGAGAACUCAUCAUUGGCUAUUUCCUGCAGCAAACUCGAUGUAUUUGAUUGUUCCUCAGCCUCAAGUUGCAAAGGACAAAACUCCCAACCAUCUACCAUCAUGAAAUUUACAGCUUGUCAGAGUUUGCUUAAUCUUCUAUACCGAGAUUGUUGUUGGCGGCUUAUUAGAUUAUCAGAAUGAUUCAUACUCAACUUAUUAUUAUGAGCUCUUCAGAUUGUUUGUGUCCUGUCGGAAGGCCUUAAGAUGUAUAAUUACUGCUUGUGAGGCGACAGUAGC